Messenger RNA from Effrenium voratum, 417 nucleotides. The record is from the annotation of a GenBank genome assembly. Lineage: Eukaryota; Dinophyceae; Suessiales; Symbiodiniaceae.
AUGACUGACAAUCCGGUGGAUGCUAAUCUGAUUGAUCUUACGGCGGACAUCGUCUCUGCAUAUGUGAGCAACAAUACGGUUGCUUCAACUGAUCUGCCGAGCCUGAUCAAUGAAGUGCAUGGCGCGCUGCAGAAAACGGCAUCCGCUUCCAACGAGCCGGAGCCGGAGCCGCUCAAGCCCGCUGUCCCGGUCAAGAAAUCGGUCAUGCCCGACUACAUCAUCUGCCUGGAAGACGGCAAGAAGUUCAAGUCUCUCAAGCGUCACCUGCGUACUCAUUACAACAUGACGCCGGAAGAAUACCGGGACAAGUGGGACCUUGGUGCCGACUAUCCGAUGGUUGCACCGAAUUACGCAGCUGCCCGUUCGGAACUUGCCAAGAAAAUGGGUCUCGGACAGCAGCGCAAGCGCUCCAAGUAA